GGCAAAGUACACGAAGCGUGGAGCUGCCACCUCCGUCGUGAACGGGCUCCGAAUCAAGUGUGCCACCGGCACCGCAAGAGGGCCAACCAUGGAAUGGUCUCCUGCCCAUCUAACUCGAUAGCUCGAUAUCACUUGAUCGAGCUGCAGCCACACGACAGCAAGAGCCCCUUUGCAACCGCCAUUUCCUUUGGAUGCGCCAUGGUCAUUACCAACGUGAACGACAAAAGGCAAUUUCGGCCGCCUUUCCCUUACUUGAACUGGCUACCCCUCGCCGGCAGGCACACCGAGUCGUCGAGCAUGGAUCCUGAUAGCUUGGCGGUGCUCAUUGCCAUCGCAUUAAGUUUGGUUACGGACACGGCUGUGGCAACCGAUGAUUUGGCGUCGCCAUUUUGCGCCAACGUGACCUUACUGCUCUCUGAUUGCAUGAACUCCAACUCGAGCAGCGUCGUUGGCAACGAAGCGUCCACGUCCAGCUCGACCGCUGGCGCAACGCUUCGGCCAGCAACCUUUGCAACGUCGUCGGACCUGUGGACCUCUACAAACAAGUUUUAUCUUGGCGUGUCUAUCUGGCUGGGAUGCAUCUUUCUCGGCAUCGUGUUUGCGGUCAAGAUGCGGCAGCUCCCCAUGGCCGCCACGGAGUCGUCGUUGCACCAGCGCUCGAUAUCAGCGCACCAGUUGAGCCAAGACAAAGACAACUCGACCGACCCGCACCCCAGCACCACGCUGUCACCAAAUCCAUACUACUUUUUGUCCAAACAAAGCAAUUUUCGAAGCAGCACGAGCAGCCAGAGCGUCGUACCGAUCAGUAUGCGAAGCCUGGCAAGUAUCGCAAGCACGGUGACAGCGAACCACCUGAAUCACCACAACAUUUACCUGUCGUCGACAACGUCCACGUCGUCCAUGACGUCCCUUGGCGACUUUCGUCCGUCCCGCCCUGCAGACCCACACGUGCCGCGGUUUGUGUACCGCGAAAGCGACGACGGGUCAACAUGGUUGUCCAGUGCGGCGCUCAUGACGGGAGGUGGGACUCGGCGGCACACGGAGCAGCUGCAAGACUUGAACGAGGACACGUGCUUCGAAAGCAUGCGAACUCGUAUCUCCAACCUCACCAUGCUCGACAUGUACUCGAACGAGACCCGCCAUGACGAAGAGUACGCGGACGAGUUCCGCGACAAGGUCGCCGUCGUCGUGUGAUGCCCGUCCGUGGCAGACGCUGGCCAUUUCGUGUCCACUCGUAUAUGGUGGUGCUAUUUAUUCACCGCGAAAAGCGCGUCCCGGCGACGCAAAAGUCAGAGUUAGCUUCGAGCAUUUUUGGGAUAGACCUUUGCGUCCGACUAAUAAGCCACAACGCACCAAGAUGUGUUGUCUCGCCGCCGUGGAUUCACGAAGCGAUGCAGGCUGUGUUGGCGCCUUGUGAACGGCGGAAUGGCGUCAAAUGAGGUGCUUUCCUCGCAA
Molecule: messenger RNA, 1455 nt
Organism: Aphanomyces invadans
Lineage: Eukaryota; Oomycota; Saprolegniomycetes; Saprolegniales; Verrucalvaceae
Exons: 1
Coding region: 94-1194 (366 amino acids)
Source: RefSeq, a predicted model, not a curated record